Molecule: messenger RNA, 1338 nt
Organism: Aspergillus saccharolyticus JOP 1030-1
Lineage: Eukaryota; Fungi; Ascomycota; Eurotiomycetes; Eurotiales; Aspergillaceae
Product: phosphatase PAP2 family protein
Exons: 4
Coding region: 180-1145 (321 amino acids)
Biological process (GO): phospholipid metabolic process
Molecular function (GO): phosphatidate phosphatase activity
Source: RefSeq, a predicted model, not a curated record
GGCGGAAUGCGGAGACUGGGCGGAGUUGAUCCGUGCUCUCCAGACGGCCAGCGCUGCCACUUUCUCACCUCCGCUUGCUGAUCUUCCUCUUUGAUCUUCGAUCGCCAUAACACCACCCCUCCCCGGCGUUGCUUUUGACCAGCCUUGCACCGGCUACUUCUUGGUCGCAUGCUGUAAUUAUGUCUCGCGUUGGAUAUGCUGCUGGUACAGCAUCCCCUCUGACGCGCCAGGGCGAAGUGACCGGUACGAUGUCUCGCAUCUAUCAGCGAUCGUACCCCGUCCUUGACACUAUCGCGCUGGCGUGUAUUGUCGGCUUUUGGGUAUUGAUACAGUUAUUUGUGACUCCGUUCCAUCGUAUGUUCUCCUUAGACAACAAGGCAAUCCAAUUCCCCUUCGCAGUCGUCGAGAGAGUCCCAGUCGUCUGGUCCAUAGUCUAUGCUGGGGUCAUUCCCUUCCUCGUCCUUCUCGUCUGGGCUGCGACCUACCGACCCACCCCUCAUAAAGUUCAAGUGACCUUGCUGGGCUUUCUGAUCGCCGUGAUGUUGACCUCGCUCAUUACCGAUAUAAUCAAGAACUCCGUUGGCAGACCACGACCGGAUUUAAUCUCUCGCUGCAUGCCCAAGAAGGGAACGUCGGCUGAGUCGUUGGUCGCAUGGACGGUUUGCACGCAGACGAGUGAGCAUAUCCUCCAGGAAGGAUGGAGAAGCUUUCCCAGUGGACACAGCAGCUUCUCCUUUGCUGGAUUGGGAUAUUUGACUCUGUUCUUGUGCGGCCAGAUGCGCAUCUUUCGACCCAGGACUGACCUAUGCCGUGGUCUCGUGGCGUUUGUGCCGCUGCUGUGCGCUCUGAUGAUUGCCAUCUCUCGUUUGGAUGACUACCGCCAUGAUGUCUACGAUGUUACCUGCGGCUCAAUUCUUGGAUUUCUGGUGGCUCAGUUUUCUUAUCGCCGCUACUUCCCACCGCUGCGCUCGGCAACAUGCGAUGAACCCUAUGGAAGAGAUGAAAUCUCGGGCUCCGAGGGCUUCUCGAAACUCGCAGAUGAUGAAGAGCAACAGAUCUUUGGCCACGGCUCGACUUCGCGUCAAUGGGAGUCUAGAGAGGAGUCCUACGCGCUUGCCGAGACAACGUCGCCUCGAGCACGCUAGCUAUACCAUUUACACGUACCUUAUCUUGUCUCAUUUUUCGUGAUACCCUCGGGCUAUGUAAGGUGGUAUAAGGAUUUCCUGGACUGUCUGUGCAACUCGCCCAUCCUAUCUUAGUACUUCCGAUCUAUGCGUUGCACGUGAUACAUGUAUGGAUAAUUAUAUUGUUGUUGUUAUACAUUUUGCAAUUGUCUUG